AUGCGGCGAUCUGUUCUUGUUGUGGUUUGGUUCAUUGUUUUUGUAGUAUUUUGUAAGGAAAAACCAUCGAAAGUCAAACAAGUUGAAGAAGAAGAAGAAGAAGACGGUGAAGAGGAUACUGAAGAUAUUUGCCCGUUUCCUUGGCAAACCCAUGAUCAAAACGUUCUUGCUCAGUAUUCAAUGUGCAGUGAAGUCAUGAAUGACGGUGUAAAAUGUACACCACACGAUCCCAUAGAGUGUACUGGCCGUAAUCCAAGCUGUGUUUUUUCAAAAGUCACAAACGAUCAUAGAUGUUGUGCAGAUGUACCACAGGAUUUGAGCAAUCCACCUGGUAUUCCAGAACAAGUGAAACCAAUAUGCCCUUACGGAGCUUCUUCUUAUGAUCUACCAUCGGUUCUCCUUUGUGAUCCAUCUGAAGACAAAGCAUGUCCAGAGAUGUACACCUGUGAGCAAGCUGUGAACCACCAGAUGCUUACGACAUACAAUAUGCACUUGUGUUGUAAGACGAGCACCUUGGAUUCUUUUGAAAAUGUUUUCUAUGAAACUAAGGUUGGAAUCAACAAAAUGUCAUCAAACUUGUCUAUGCCAAUAUUCUAUGUGACACAAUUAUCUCCAUCAAUUGUUCCCAUCGCUCCUAGUGGAGGGAUUGAUUAUGUUGUUCUCAACGAAUACAUCCCCACCAAAAGCAAAUCAAACACCCCAGAAAUCAGAACUGGCGACCAUUUUGCAAUGUUGCCUUAUAGAUUUAGGGAACCUGUCUACUUGAAGAAGGUUUUCCUUUUCCAUGAGCCAAUGCCUAACUUUUUCUUCCAUGUAUUGGUUUUGUUCAAUCCUCACGGAAAUCCUGAAUCUAUGAACCUCUACUACAAUAGACCAUCUUCAUUAUCCAGGGAAAUCGAUUUGUCCGUUCCAGUUUGGGAUGAAGGGGUAUUCUUCAGAAACAUGAAUCGAGUCCUGACCAUUCAAUCAGAUCAAACUUCUAGCAGACAAAUCCGCCGGUUAUACAUCGUCCUCGUGUUUAAAACAAAGUUCCGAAUUACAAAACGACACCCACAAACUUGGAAUGAUUUACAUGCAAAUUACACUACGUUUACAGAGUUUCUAGGAACAGAAACAGGAAAACAGUUGGGUAAUCCAAUGGCCGGAACAUACUACUAUAUUACAAAAUAA
This is a messenger RNA of Caenorhabditis briggsae, 1170 nucleotides long. The record is from RefSeq and is a predicted model, not a curated record. The transcript is spliced from 10 exons. NCBI's taxonomy places the organism in Eukaryota, Metazoa, Nematoda, Chromadorea, Rhabditida, Rhabditidae. Bases 1 to 1170 code for a protein of 389 amino acids.